Centruroides sculpturatus (bark scorpion) is the source of this 4729-nucleotide messenger RNA. Its product is annotated as C-myc promoter-binding protein-like. Gene Ontology annotation, cellular component: cytoplasmic vesicle. The record is from RefSeq and is a predicted model, not a curated record. NCBI's taxonomy places the organism in Eukaryota, Metazoa, Arthropoda, Arachnida, Scorpiones, Buthidae. Gene Ontology annotation, molecular function: protein binding. Gene Ontology annotation, biological process: regulation of Rab protein signal transduction. Bases 201 to 4511 code for a protein of 1436 amino acids. The transcript is spliced from 21 exons.
AUAUAAAGAUUUUACCAAAGAGACCUACAAGAGUUCUUAGAAACUCUCUUCAAGUUUUGUGGGAGAAAACACAUACAUUAAAAUCUGAACCAGCAGGAAUUAAAGGAUCAUCUGAAAUAACACCACUUGAUCAUGAUUUUAAAAUUAAAAAAAAAGAGCAUCAACUUGAAUUGGAAAUACAAGAAGCAUUUUUGCAUUUUAUGGCAUCUAUACUAAAAGGAUUUCGAUCAUAUCUCUUACCAAUAACAAAAGCACCUACUGUUGGAACUACUGAUCCUAGUUCGUUAUUUGAUCUUCAAGGAUUUCUUAGAAGUAGAGAUAAAGCAUAUCAUCGAUUUUUUGUCAUGAUGAUGAAAACACAAAUGUUUAUUCGUUUCAUUGAAGAGCGUUCAUUUGUAUCUGAUAAAGAUGCUUGUUUGGCAUUUUUUGAUGAAUGUACUGAAAAGGUCGAUGAAACAGGAGCAGUACGUCUUCUGGAAUUUGAAUCUCAGCAAAGUGAUAGAACAGUUUUUAUUGCACCACCUGAACCAUAUGGAUUAUUGUCUGGAAUAACUUACACAUAUCACGAAUUUGGUGUUUUAAAUCCACAGUUAUUUCAUCGACAUCCUGAAAAAACAUUGCUCAGUGUGAUUGCUCAAGAGAAUUCAACGCCUAAUAGUCCACUAGCUAGAAGAACAAAGCAAGAAAUUAAAUUAGCUCAGAAGGUGGCAAAGAAACAAGCAGAAAUACCACCAAUGUGGGCAAAGUGCCUUGUGGGAUAUUGUUACAGUUUAUGGUUUAUUCAUUUGCCUGCCUUCACUAAAACAUCCUCUUCAAAAUCAAAAGCAUUGAGAACUGCUUAUGAUAUUUUAGUAAAACUGCAGUCCUUAAAAUUACAUCCACCUGAUGAAGUAUGUUAUCGAGUGCUAAUGCUUUUAUGUGGCCUGUAUAGUCAGCCUGUGCUAGCAGUUAGAGUUCUGUUUGAAAUGAAACGCAAUGGAGUACAACCUAAUGCUAUUACUUACGGAUAUUACAAUAAGGCAGUUUUAGAGAGUACAUGGCCAUCAGCUGAUUCCAGUGCUACCUUAAUGUGGAAUAAAUUAAGGAAUGUUGUUCUUGGAGUAGCACAGUUUCGUCAAGGAGUGAAAAAGAAAGCUCGUAGAUCAUUGUCUCUUUGUUCGGAAUUAGAUUAUGAUCGUAUCAGUAGAACUAGCACCGAAAGUAGUAAUCCAGAAGAAAUUGCGAUGAUAAAAAUUCAUCCAACUGAAUUUGUUUAUGACUUGAUAAAAGUGGAUGAUCAAAGUUCAGGAGGUCAGUCUGAUGGAGGAUAUAGUUCCAUGAAUCCUGAAGAAGCACAGAAGAUUGCUUCCCAUUUGGCAGCUGCACAAUCAUCAGAAUUUCAAGCAGUGAAUGGAAAAAUUCACUGUAAAGAUGAUGAUAAAGUGAAUAAAGAAUGCAAUGCAGCUAAAAGUUUAAAAUUUGAAGAAUUAGAUUUUUCUGCUUCGGAUGCAUUUAGAAGUAGAGUUGGAAGCAUUGUUCGAAGUUCAGCUAGUAGUUUAAGUAAUUUAUCAAAAUUACAUGAUACAAUUGUUGAUAGUUCAGCUGGAGUUUUAAUGACAAGUCAUGCUACAUUAAUUGAAGAUUCCAUGUUUGAAGAAGGCCAAAAUGUUCAAAGUGAACGUCUUCGCAAAAGGCAUAAGAGUGAUCCUAAUUAUAGGGCAGGUAGAGCAUAUAGACUUCGACACUGCAGUUGUUCAUUAAUGCAAGGAAUUGGUGAAGGUGAACAUCCAAGACAGUUUUUUCGAUCAAACAGUUUUGGAAAUGAUGUACAAAUUAUUAGGAAAAUUAGGAAUGGAACUGAAGUAAAUUGUGAACUUCAAGAUUCUGUUGGUAAAUUAGACGAUAAAUGUAUGAAUAAAGUCGAUGGGUUAAGGAAACAAGAUGAGCUUACAAUAAACACUGGUGCUUUUGGACUUAGUCGAUGUGAUGAAGAAUGUGAGGAAGAAUUAGAAGCAGAAAAUUCAAAUUUAUCAUCAUAUACAGUUUUACCAAGACCAAAAUCUCCGAAUAUUCCUAUCAAAAGAAGAAAUAGUACAUCUGAUUUUAAAAAGCCAGAUGAUUCAUUAGGAAUGUUAAAUAGUAAUGAUAUUUGUUAUGGCAAUUAUUCUCUUAAUAACAUUGAAGAAAGUAUUCCUAGAGAGAGAGAUUUUUUCUCGACAACUUUGAGUCCAUUAAAAGAAGCUUGGUUCAAUUGGGAUUUUUUUGCAGGCGGUAACUUACCAAAAAUGGCAUCGAGUUUAACUUAUAGUUUAGGCUUAGCUAAUAGUGCAAAUGGUGAAGUCAAGGGAAUGUCACCUCUAAAAAAUUCUAAAGUGACACGCAGCUCAACAUUCCAUGGUGCCUCAGAUAACAUAGGAGCAAGACCAGUUUUUUCUAAGAUUGAUAAAACAGAUGAUUUGUUGGAUUUAGAAUAUUCAAAAAAACCUUUAUCAAGGUCAUCUACACUUCCUGUCACACAAAAAACUCAAAAUAGUCCAAAAGUAAUAGGAGGAAGAAAUUCAUAUUCAGGUGGUACACCUUCUGGAUUAUCUCGUUUUACUUCAAGGCAUUCAGAAAUACUAUUUGAUAGUCUUAAAUCAGCUGCUAGUUCUGUGGCUAAUAAAUUCAGUGAAUUCCGACAAUCAUUGUCUGCUUCCAAUACACCUACAAAAGGUGUAUAUAAUUCAUUACCAAAACCAUAUGAAAUGGAGAAGCUUUUAUUAUAUGACGACGACGAUCAGUCGUGUUCUCUAUCUGAAAACAGACGUGCAAGUGUAGAUUAUGUCAGUCGUGCAAGUAGGAGUGACGACGUGUUCAGUAGUCCUAAAUCUGAAUAUUUCAGAGAUACUUUAUGGAGUAAAGGAGAUAGUAAUAUACAUCAUGUUGGAAGUGCACCAGCAUAUUCAUCUCAAGUUUUUGAAAUGAUGGAAAGCCAUUAUGAAAGUUCCUCAGAAAAAAUAUCUUCCGUGAAAGUUGCUCUCGACAUAACAAUGACAUCUUGUUCUCGAUGUUACACGUGUUAUUCUAUUCUCUACGACGAAGAAAUUAUGGAAGGAUGGUCUGCAGACGAUUCAAAUCUAAAUACACAAUGUGCUUUUUGUAAAGCAAAACUAGUUCCUCUUCUGACUAUAAUUAUUAGGGAUUUACGUAAUGAAGGUUCAAGUGAAUCUUUGUUAAGUCCUGCUCAUUCGGCUGAAAAUAUUCUUAAUAAUCAGUUAGAUUCAGCACCCAUAAAUGAAUCAAAUAAAAGAAAGUCUAGUUUACCACAAAAUAAAAUUCCAUUGGGUGAAACGGAUUUUAAUAGAAACAAUAGCAUUGAUUCGUGUAAUGAAGCUUUUCUGUUAUUUGAAGAAAGUCCCGAAAGUAGAAGUCCUGCCAGUGAUUCUCAUAGUGGAACUCCGCUGGGAAGUCCGACAAAGCAAAUUUCUGAAAAUUAUUCAUCUCGUGUACCUCAUUCUCUUCCUCAAGACGUCAAACCUAUGCGACCUUCUGGUGCCGAUUUAAUAAAAUUAGAUAGUCCUGAUGCAGCAUUGCCACUUUUUAAUCCUAAUAGUAUCGGUUCUAUAGAUAAUCAACAUUCAAGCAAUUCUGUCAGUAUUGUUAAAAAAGCAGAAAGUUGGAAUUCUUCUACUCAGAAUUUUCUUGGAAAUCCCGUAGAAGAUACCGAACUUCCAGCAUCGCUUCCUUCAAGUAUUAAAUCUACAUCUCGUUUGUUGAAACCACUCUCGGCUACAUCUUCAGGAGCCGAUUUAAGACGUUUAGGUAUAAGUGAUAUUCAAGCAUUGGAACCUAUAACAGUUCCAUAUUUAAGUCCACUUGUAUUGAGGAAAGAAAUGGAAAAUAUUUUAGAGCAUGAAGGUGAUAAUUGUCUUACAAAAUCAGAAUUUGUAGAUCAACAUCCAAUUAUAUAUUGGAACUUGGUUUGGUUUUUUAAGAGAAUCAAUGUACCAAGUCAUUUACCAAACUUAUGUCUUGAAGCUUCUUCUAUUACAAAAAAUAAACAGAUGACUGAAAGAAACAAUGAUUUUAAAAAUGUCAUUAUUCGUUGUCUCUGGGACAAUGUGAAGUGGCACGAAGACAUAGGUCAGCCAAUGUAUUUGCUUUGGACUCAGAAUACACAAGAAUCAUCCUUAGUUCAUGCACUUGUUACAGAUGAAAGGCAAGCCUCCAAAAGUGUAAUGAAACAAAUUCUAGCAAGAAUUCAAAAUGAUGAUCUAAUAUCACCAAUUAAUUUAAUUAUCAAUCAAAGAAGAAAAUGCCAUUUAGGUAAAGGAAGACAUCAUAGCAUCUACAGAGAAUUGUUAUAUUUAUCUCUUGUAGCAUUAGGAAGAGAAAAUAUUGAUAUAGUUUGCUUCGAUCGAGAAUACAACAGGGCAUUUGGAAAACUUACGGAGAAGCAAAUUUCUCUGCUGCACAGAAACGACAGGCCUCUGUCUCCGGGUGCGAGUUUCUGCCGCCAUUAUUUCAGAGAACUUGAACUGAUAACCGCUUAAAUCUUUCUCGUUAUUUAAAAUAAAAUUGAUCGUCCGAUCUACGCAAGCUUUUAAGGUCCGGCCUCGACGUUUUUCUAAUCAUUUGGUGAAACGAGUAUAGUUUUUAAAAAUCGUCGAAUGGAAAAUUAAUUGGACAUUUUACAUUGAUUUUAAGUAGUAUUUUAUAUUUAAAAAAAUUACGCUCAAAUUUACAUAUAUAUAAAUCUUUUACUCUUAGU